UCAAUAAACUGCAGCAGCGAAGCUCAAGUAGGAAGAGAGGAGAAUCCGCGAGAAAAUCGACUUCACGAAGGAAAACGUCUGUCGCAUGUUUUAUGUAGAAAGUCAAAAAAAGUAAGAAGAACGAAAAUAGUCGGUCGAAGAGCUCAUGUGAUGUGAAGUGAAACAAUCCGGGGCUGCUGCUGCUCACAAGACUGCUGCAUGUGAUAUCGAUUACAGAAAUAACACAGGGAUGACCACAGCCCUGCUUCGGGCCCACAUGGACGGCUAGAAAUUCAGGCUUGAAUACAGAGAGUCCUCUUGCCAGAAGAAGACCAAACAUGGUGCACGUCUACAACUGCCAUCCUUUCUCCUCUCAGCAGAUUGUGCAGGUGGAGAAGGAACCCGGACUGGUCUGCUGUGGAGGUGGAGCUAUUUUUGUGGUGGCGACUGGAGGAUGCAAGGUGGAGGCGUACAAUCUGGAGGUGGAGGGCUGCCCCCUCAUCUGCCGCUUUUCCACCAUGGGCGCUGUGAGGAGCAUCCAGCAUAGCAAGAUAGGAGACUACCUGGUGACCAUUGAGGAAAAGAACAAUGCCACCUACCUGAGAGCCUACACCAACUGGCGUUACCAGGCAGAGGAGAAGGCCCGCGUUGGGGUUCGUUUGUUGGGCCACUUGCUGGGUGGAGCAUCUGUGUGGGGUGGAGUGCAGAUGGAGAUUAUUGAGAUCCCUCUGUCAGAGCGGCCCAUUGCCGUGUCUUGCUGCCCGGUUAGAGGAGACCUGCUGGUUGGCUCUGAGAACACUCUGGUUCUCUUUACGUUGAGACAACACAACCAGCAGAACCUGGAGGAAAAUCAGGAGAAUCAGAGUCUUCAGAGCAGCUGGCCAAACACUCGGCAGCGCUGCGGUCAGAGUCAAGCUCAGUCUUCAAAUUCCAGCCAGAAUCUUUCCGUCCUGGAUUUUGAACGCUCCGUCAUCCUGCACCUUCCAAAAUUCACACCUAAGCAGGUGGCACUGUGCGAAACAUAUGUGGCUGUGCAAGGAGAGCUGGAAGUCUUGAUAUUAAAACUGGAUGAAACCUCUGAACCCCAAACUCUGGAGGAACCACUGGACACAAAUAACGCAGAAUAUCUGGAAGACCAGGCUGACUUUCUGGUUGUUCCGAGACACCAGGAGUUACUUGGCGAUCGAGCUAAAGACUGCGACAUCCCAGUUAGCAUUGAAAAAACCGGGCUGGAAGAAGGAAGGCAGUAUGCACUUUCUUACGUUCUUUUCAGGCACUUUUCUCCAGAGUUCUUCCAAGGAUGCAGCAUGGAUGAGAUGCAGCUUCACUCCCUGCAGCUUUACCCGUUGUUCACUGGUAACCAGUCUGUGUCUCCCGAUGAAGCGACAUGUGUGUUCUGCUUCUUCUCCCUCCCCACCACGGGCUACCUGUACAGUCUGAAGGGUGGAGUUGAGCUCCUGUCAGCAUAUCAGUAUCCAGAGAAGGUCCUGGAGGCGGCGCUAACAGACCACCUGUUGCACGUCAUAACAAAGAGUGCAUUGCAGUGUUUUACAGUACGAUGUGCAGCUCUAGCAGCCAGGAUUGAAGACCCCUACAUCGAUACGACCAUGAAGGCCUGCCCACCCAGCAGCCUGGAGGUCUGUGCGCUCAGGAUGCAGCUCUUCAUCGGCCUGCGGUCGAUGUGCGUGUACGGGCGCCAUGUCAUCCUGCUCUCUGCCGCCGACGCAGAGACACCGGGGGAGACAGAACGCGGCACACAGCGCAGGGGCCUGAGCAGGAGGUGGACGGUGUCUUCUACCAAAGAAAGCCGUGCAGCGGGACAUGGAUGGAACCUCUAUGUUGUGGACACCGUCACCCCCUUUACUCUCUACCAGGAGAUGGUUGAGUACAGUCAGCGUUAUGCAGAGACCAACCCACAGGCCCAGAGUCUGCGACACCUCCUCAGCGAAGCUCACCUCCUCCUGCGUGCUGCUCUACUACACGCAUCAGACGAGCAACAGACGGGCCCAGGUGGCCCAGCAGAUCACAGGACAGAUCGACAAGUGCUGGAGGAGGCGCUGAGGGAGAACUGUGCCCAGCUGGGAGACAGUUUCAGCAGGGGCGGUCAGAAGGAGUGUCACCUUGCUCUGCCCUACUACAGGAUGUCUGGUCUGUCACUCACAGAGGUCAUGUCCAGGAAUCGGCCAUUUCCGGGCAGCCCUUCCUCCUAUGGCCCUGGCUUCCUGUUUUACCUGAAACAUUUCCUGUUAGAAGACUCGGAGCAGACCCUCAGUCAGGAAGCAGCUGAUCAGGUCAUUGACAUUUUCAGCCAAUCAGAGCCUGUAAUGCUCAUAAGCGUGUGCACCAGCCCCUGCAUGAUAAAUGUCAGUCCUGCUCGGACGCUGCAAAUUUUACAAAAUCUGGAGGACUCGGUGGGCGUGUCGGUUUCACUGACAAUCACCAUGGCUACCAUGAUGCUGCGUUUGGGUGACCUGCAGCAGUACACACAGCUGAUGGAGAGACACGCUGAGAUGCUGCUAGUGUACGGGUUUAUUGAGGAGCCAAGGCUGCUUCUCUAUGGUGGAUGUGCAAACCAGCAUAGACGUGUUUAUCCCACAGCUUUAACCCGCCAGAUGGCUGACUCUCAGCCUGGACUGCUGGUGGCUGCCAUGGUGGCUUUACAUGAGAACAGCAAAGUUAAGCUGGAAGAGGCCGAUCACAUAUUCAAGGAAGCAGCUGAUCAGGUCAUUGACAUUUUCAGCCAAUCAGAGCCUGUAAUGCUCAUAAGCGUGUGCACCAGCCCCUGCAUGAUAAAUGUCAGUCCUGCUCGGACGCUGCAAAUUUUACAAAAUCUGGAGGACUCGGUGGGCGUGUCGGUUUCACUGACAAUCACCAUGGCUACCAUGAUGCUGCGUUUGGGUGACCUGCAGCAGUACACACAGCUGAUGGAGAGACACGCUGAGAUGCUGCUAGUGUACGGGUUUAUUGAGGAGCCAAGGCUGCUUCUCUAUGGUGGAUGUGCAAACCAGCAUAGACGUGUUUAUCCCACAGCUUUAACCCGCCAGAUGGCUGACUCUCAGCCUGGACUGCUGGUGGCUGCCAUGGUGGCUUUACAUGAGAACAGCAAAGUUAAGCUGGAAGAGGCCGAUCACAUAUUCAAGGAGCUACGUUGUGAAAACAGCCUGCAGGUCGAUUUCUGGGAGGCGAUGCUCAUGGCAUCAUCAAAUGACGCUGUCAUUCAGGAGCUUCUGUUUCGGCUGGCUUCUGUCUACAUUGACCGUCUAACAAAUACAAAGUCAGAAAAGCACACGGCUCCAAAGCGCAAGUCACUGAAAAGUGCUGAUGACUUGAUCAACUCGUGCUCUCAUUACGGUGCUUUGUAUCCAUGGCUCAUUCUUCUAAGUCCAACAGACAUUACUAGUUCCCAACACCUGGAGGCGCUGCACAAACUGCAGUCUCUGCUGUGUGGUCCAUCUCUGUCUGUGGGCUCCGUCGUGCCUUUGUUGGAGCGCCUGUCAGACGAAACCUUAUGGGGCUUCAGCCUUCACCUCCUUUGCGCUACCAGAAGGGGGCAGUAUGAUAGGAGCAUUGAGAAGUUGCUGGACAGAUGUCCUCAAGCGAUCAUACCCUACGCCAAUCACCAGUUACAGGAGAAAAACAUGGCACUUUGGUGGCAAAAGCUCCUCCCAGAGCUUUGUGAUCGCACAAGAGUGGCCUCAGACAACAGCAUCCUCCUGGCUGCUCUCAAAGAGACGCUUGUCGUAGUUGCUAUGGAGAUGAGCCCCGCAGAAUUCCUGGAGCUCAUCCCUGAUGAUGGCACAGCAUCAUACUUCUUGCCACACCUGUUGACGUGCAGCCAGAGACAAGUGCUGGCCUGAAGUGUGCAUACACACACACAAUGAAUACUGAGAAAACAUUUCAGAAGAGUCUUCAGAGUUGUGUUUGUUGGCCAGCCACUGUGGAUGACUCAACUUGCAGUAUUUAAACUAUUUGUUUGAGAUCAAGCAAUCAUGUAUUAUAAGCACUGUGCAACUAAACUCAAAGGCUUUAGAGUACUAUGGUGGACAUAUCUCCUAUUUGAUGUGAUUGAACAAAUACAGGAACAGGCCUGCCGGGGGUGUACUAUGUAAACGAUAAAUGGACUGGUUCUUAUAUAGCGCUUUUCUACUCUGUCCGAGCACUCAAAGCGCUUUAUACAGCUAAUUC
This is a messenger RNA of Neolamprologus brichardi, 4164 nucleotides long. The record is from RefSeq and is a predicted model, not a curated record. Lineage: Eukaryota; Metazoa; Chordata; Actinopteri; Cichliformes; Cichlidae.